Molecule: messenger RNA, 2278 nt
Organism: Arachis duranensis
Lineage: Eukaryota; Viridiplantae; Streptophyta; Magnoliopsida; Fabales; Fabaceae
Exons: 5
Coding region: 524-1975 (483 amino acids)
Cellular component (GO): NuA4 histone acetyltransferase complex
Molecular function (GO): protein binding
Source: RefSeq, a predicted model, not a curated record
AUACAAUUGUCAAUGCCCAAUUUGGCUUAUCAUCGUCCAUUGUUUUUCCCCGUUUGAUUAUGUUUUUUGUUGGGAACUUCUCAUAAAAUUCAAAAGUUCAAACCUUUUCUGUUUCAAAUAGAAUCCCUCAACUCCCUCAUCUCACGCAUACUCUCUUAACUAAACUUACGUUUUUUUUUUACAACAAACCUCCAACCCAAACAGACCAAAAAAAAAACCUUAAACACCGGAAAACAACAAAUUUCUUCACAAUUCUCGCCGGAAAAUCACCGUCCCUCCAUUCCCAAAUCGCAAAAAUUGGUUUUUCGACCGUUUUCCACCCCCAACAUCCACUUUGGUUCCGUCUCCGCCGGUGGUUGGGUAGCCGGAGAGGGUUCUGUCUUCUGUCUUUCGUUUGCGUGGGCGGCAUUCGCUAAAGUGCGCCUGGUGCGCAGGAUAAUAUUCAAUAUUAAAUAAAUAAAAAAGAAAGGGACGGAGGCGGUGGCGGUUGGUUUGAUCAGAAGCGUACACGUGGACGGCGUUGAUGGGGACGGAGUUGAUGGGGAGGACGUGGGGCACAUGGGAGGAGCUACUCCUCGGUGGGGCCGUUCUCCGCCACGGGACCCGCGACUGGAACGUCGUCUCCGCCGAGCUCCGAGCACGAACCGAUUGUCCUUACUCUUUCACCCCUGAGGUAUGUAAAGCCAAGUAUGAAGACUUGCAACAGCGGUAUUCUGGGAGCAAGGCCUGGUUUGAGGAACUUAGAAAGAAGAGAGUAGCGGAGCUGAAAAGAGCUCUGGAGUUAUCUGAAGAUUCAAUUGGGUCUCUCGAAUCAAAGCUUGAAUCUCUCAAGGCUGACAAGAAUGAGAAGAGAGAUGAUUGUCGUGUUGAAAAUAGCUCAGGUAGUCCGCAGUUACGCGUGCCUUCUCUGAAACUGGAGAGAGUUGAAUCUUCGUCAAAGGACGGGUUAUCUGCUGGGAGUUUCACGCACGAAACCAGGACAAACUGGUCACCCGAUUGCCAGGUUCCAGCUGUGUCCGCGGAAGAUAUAGAGACUAUGCCUGAAGUUUCACGCUCUAUGGAGCUGGGCAAAGUUUUGGAUGUAGAUAAUUUGGCAUGUGUGAUAUACAAAGGACAGCUGGCGAGUUUUAAGAAACGGCGAGGGAAGAGGAAGAGAAAGGAUUGUAGUAAAAACAUUAAGGAAGCAAGUGUAGAAGAAAGUGAGUUAUUAGAUUCAGCUGAUGUUGUGUCCUGGUGUAAAGAAAGUUCUACAAGCAACUGUGGCGAAGUUGCCAAAUCUUCCGGCAUAGAUGAUCAUAGUAGAAAUUUGAAAGAGGAUAGGGCAGAAAACUUGAGGGAGAUUUUAGAUUCUGUUUUUGAAACCAAAGGAGCCUCUGCCUUCCGACGCAGACUCGAUAGUCAGAAGAGAGGAAGGUACAAGAAAAUGAUCCGACGGCACAUGGAUUUCGACACCAUAAGGUCAAGAAUUAGCAGCCAAACGAUUAACUCGACGAUGGAACUCUUCCGAGACUUGCUUCUACUCGCGAAUAAUGCUCUGGUCUUCUACUCCAAGAGCACUCGCGAGUACAAGUCUGCUCUAGUUCUAAGAGACAUUGUCACCAAAAAAUUGAGGGACAGGAAUAGUUCAAAGCCAAAGGUCACUGCUACUACUAUUGACAGCAAAGGUACCACCCAAGAUAAUGUGUCCCUUAAAUUACCUGUGCAUAAUCCUCAUGUGAAACCAAGAAGCGUGCGCCCUGGUAACAGAAAGAUUGUUGCAAAGGCAGUUGGUAAUGAUGGCAGCAACUCGGUAUCCGGGGUGUCACAGGCAGCCAAGAAACCGAGUAAAGCCGAUUCGCCACCUUCAGUGGAAUCAUUACCUGUCAAGAAGAAAGCUUUUGGUAGACCAAAGAAGGUUGGGCGUGGGAAUGGGACAGGUCAAAGGCCGGCCGCCAUGCCGGUGAAGGGAAAGAAAAGAGUGAGGACAAAAGGAUAGUGGCGAAGCUCAGGUUUUUAGCUUAAUAGUUGUUCAUCUUUUGUACAAAAGAUUUUUUCCUUCUUGGUUAGUUUCUAUUUGUUUACAUUGAUGUUAGCCUUAGGACAAAGAGUCAUCAGGGUAAGGUGCAGAUGGGAAUACUAACUACAUCAAAGUUCAAACAUACAGAGAAGUUUCCAAUUAAAGUUGGUUUCUUGUGAUCUUUGCCAUUGUCUAACUCCUUUGUAAAUUGUAGUUAAGAAUUUUGUUUUGUAGCAAAAGUGAAGUGUACUAAUCUGAUGAAUGGCAAAGUGGCUUAGCUUA